Messenger RNA from Symbiodinium necroappetens, 1635 nucleotides. The record is from the annotation of a GenBank genome assembly. Lineage: Eukaryota; Dinophyceae; Suessiales; Symbiodiniaceae.
AUGCUGGCUCCAACUUCUCCUCAUGCCGAGCUGCAGGAGGACGUGGAGCCAGAGCUGUUGAGGGGCGUCCCGCUUCAGGUAGCAUUGGCUGGCUGGGCACGGCACUGGGCGUCUGCAAGCAGUGGCCGCUUCGGAUCGGAGGCUAUUUGCUAUCAGCUGAGUGUUCCGUGCGAGAGUUUCGGCUACUUCCUCAGUCAUGACUGGGAGACCUCUCGCUUUCAGAAGCUUUUAUGUUUGCUGAUUGUCUUCAACUCCCGCGCUGCACUGAUGGCCUCCUUCACGACGAGUGCCUGUGUCGGCCUGCUGGAGGUCUUGAUCGGUCUCCCCAUGAACCUUUGGACUCCCGGCCUGGGUUUCGCGGCCUACUUCCUGGUUCUCGGUUUCUGGCAGCGCCUUCGGAAGGUCUUCCGCGAGGCGCAGAUUGUCUUCCUGGACAAACUCUGCAUUGCGCAGCAUGACGCGGUCAAGAAGGAGAAAGGUAUUCUCGGAUUGGCAGGGUUUCUGCAUCGCUCGGACAGGCUGCUCGUGCUUUGGUCACCGAGAUACUUUACCAGACUUUGGUGCGCCUACGAGAUUGCGACUUUCAUGAAGGAUCACAAACGGGCAAAGUCCAUUCUCGUUAUGCCGGUGAAGACUGCCAGCCUCUUCUUCCUUUAUUCGGCAAGCUGGCAUCUGCUGACUUACUGCUACUACAUCGUUGAUGAUGCGGCUGACGGCCGCUCCAUUCUGCAGCAGACCAUACUCGUCGGGCCUGUGUUCAUAGCAAUCUGCGCAGUGGUGAUGCCGUCAGUUUAUGCGCUGGGAAUUGGGAUGAUGAAGGAUGUCGAGGAGUUGCCGGCUCAGCUGCGCAGCUUUGACGUGCGGAAGGUUGUGCCUUCCAAGACCACCUUCAUCCUGAGACGGGUCGAAGGGUUCCAUGUGAUCGAAAGCUGGCGCCUUGGUGGCCCUUCGGGCAUGAUCGUUUGCAGGAGCAGGAGUGGAAGAUGCAGUGAUGAUGCGGAGAAUGUAGUGCUCCGCAUGCUGCAGAAGUGGUACAGUUGCUCCACCGAGGACGAGGGCUAUCUUGAGCAGUUCAAUUGCUUGGUUCGCACGGAGCUUGCGCCCUGGAUUCUACGUCAUGUUGGCAGCGACACGGUGCCUUUCAGCUACUCUUUCUACAUGGUUGCAGCUCCAAAUGUGCCGUUUCUUGCUUAUUACAUCCCAAGGUGGUUUGACCAAGCUCCUAGAGGUGUGGGUUUCUGGCGGCUCUUCGUGUGGAUUCUUCGUCAUGUUAUGGGAUGGAUGAUCCUUUGCUUGGUCGCGCUCUUCUCUGUGCGUGUGUCCAUGUACCUCUGGAAGGUGGGCUACCACCUCUCAAAGAAGAAGUGUAGGCUCCUGGUGUCUGUGGCCCUGGUGCCUGUGAUGUUGAUUCUGGGCACUUGCGCCUGGCUGCCUUUCCAGCUGGCCUAUGCGACGACAGAGGAAUAUGAUAUCCUACCUGUGAUCCCGUUCGGAUUGCUUGUCCUUGCCGUUCGGUAUCUGUAUCGCCCGGCCAACGCCAGCCUAGCCAUGGAGACUCCGGAGGAUGCCACCGUGGAGGCGACGGAUGCCGAGUCUCAGAGCUCAGCCAGCCAAAGUUCCAUUUUCAGCAUCUGA